Molecule: messenger RNA, 4559 nt
Organism: Drosophila sulfurigaster albostrigata
Lineage: Eukaryota; Metazoa; Arthropoda; Insecta; Diptera; Drosophilidae
Gene: swm
Product: zinc finger protein swm
Biological process (GO): mRNA processing
Cellular component (GO): nucleus
Molecular function (GO): RNA binding; metal ion binding
Source: RefSeq, a predicted model, not a curated record
GCGAUAUGCAGCCAACUCGUCUAGCAAGCAACCUUGCGCGCAGCAUAUAGUGCAGUGAAAAAUACAAAAAUAACUAUAUUAAACUGUAAUUUAUUGUAAAAGACUAUUGCAUAAGUUAAAUUUAGUGCAUAAGGCAUUCUAGCUAAUAUUGUACAUAUAUCAUAAAAGCAGUAAACUCGAAACAAACCCCCCGCCCAGUGGUGGUUAGACAGAGACGGCGCAAGCAGCAGCAGAGGUCAUAUUAAAAAUAAGUAUAUUUUUGGCCCCCCUACACAUAACAACAACAGCAGCAGCAACAGCUCUGAGAAAGGGAAGAAGAACGCAGAUCAACGCAAAGGCAGAUCAGCAACAACAUUUGCGGCUAUUCAAUAAAAUGAUAUUAGAGAACUCGGAUAAGCUCAAGGAUUGGCUGAGCGUUGUGCUCGAGCCGCUCUGCGAUGCUGACUCCUCGGCUUUGGCGCGUUACGUGAUUGCGUUGCUGAAAAAAGAUAAAUCGGAUAAAGAUCUCAAACGCAUCAUGAUCGAGCAAUUGGAUGUGUUUCUCUCUGAGGAAACGACACGUUUCGUUGAUCGCCUGUUUGAUGCCAUUGCUAGCGAGGAGUAUCUAACGAAUCCCGCACCAAUGCCAGCAUCCAUGGCCGCGGCGUCUUCUAGUGUUGCCGAACUGGAAUUGGAGCAUGACCUGGAUGGUAUUGCUGAUCUUGAGGCUGUAUUGGCUGCAGCUUCAUCACCGCCCCCACCCCCGCCAAAAGAUAAUGUGAUAAAGCCCGAUGGCAAUCAGCAGCAACAGAAUAACGAAAGCAGUAGAGAGCCCGCGUCCGAAUCACAGUCUUCGAUGCCAGGUAACAGUGUCUCAGCGACUGCCACAGAUGCACCACAAAGCACAACAGGGACACACAACACCAAACCAGCCUUCGAUCACAAAACCAAAGACUCUUAUAGCAGCCAUCAACAACAGCAGAUCACGCAUCAUCAUCACCACAGCGGCAGCAGCAGCAGCGGUGCGGUAGCUGGCGGCUUUGUGCGCAGCGCUAGCCCGCCUAUGCGUAGUUCCGGUGGCAGCAAUCCUGCUGGUGGUGCCUAUCCCGCAGACAAGGAGAAUCAGCCGCGUGAUAGUCGCCGCCGUCGCGCUUCCUUGCGGUCCCGUUCACGUUCCCGCUCUCGAUCCAAUGAUCGCUCGUUUAGGCGCUCGCGUUCACGGGAUCGUCGUGUUAAUGAGCGCGAAAAGAGUCAGCGACAGUUUCGCAACAAAUCGCCACCAGGUGGUGCUAGUGAUCAGCGACAUAGACGCAACAACAACAAUAACAACAACAAUAGCAACAACAGCAGCUUUGACAGACGUCGCAUUGGCAACAGUAACAACAGCAAUAGCAACAUGGAUGAACGCGGUCAACGCUUUGGAGGCAACAAGGGACGACACUCGCCGCGCAGUCGCUCCAAUUCCCCGGAAUCACGCAACACGCGUCGUGGCAACAAUGUGGAACCCAUUGCCGGUUCCUCAGCUUCUGCAGCGGGCGCUGCAGUUCCAGUGCCGCCGCCAGUGGUGCAUUCUGUGGCGCCAGUGCGUCAACGUUGUCGUGACUUCGACGAGAAGGGCUAUUGUGUGCGGGGCGAGACUUGUCCUUGGGACCAUGGCAUAAACCCUGUUGUCUUUGAGGGUAUUAACAAUUCGGCACUGAUGAUGUCUAUGCGCGAGUACAAUCCCGAUGCCCCAGAGAUUUGGGCACGAGGCGGUCCAGCUGGCGUGCCGGGCGUAGCAGGCGCCGGAGCUGGCAGCCAACCACCGUUGCCUGGACCACCUCAACCGGGUCAGAGCAGUAUCAAUCCGUUCAGUGGCAAUGUGCGCGCCUGUGCACCGCUGGGUGUGCCUAAUCCAGCGGAUUAUUCACGCCAACCCGGCCAGGUUCCGCCGGUGCCUGCACCGCCGCCAAUGAUGCCAUUUCCCUUCAAUCCCACAGCGGUCACAACACCUCUGCAACGUCAACUUAUUCCCAUUCCGGUGAUGGAUGGUGGUGCCGGCGGCAUUGCUGGGGGCAUUCCUGCCGAGAUGGGCAAACGCCGCUUCGAGCUGGAGGAUAGCGUGGCCAUUGCCGAUGUGCCCAGUAAAAUGCGCAAAGUGCCCAUCAACAGCCGUCUAGGACCCCGCGUCAAUCCUAAUAUGCAGCAGCACAACAGCUCGCUAGAACUCCGCAAGGUGCCGCGUGGCCUGAAUACUAUUGCCCAUCUGAACAACCAUUUCGCCAAGUUUGGCAAAAUCGUUAACAUACAAGUGUCAUAUGAGGGAGAUCCCGAGGCAGCUAUUGUGACCUUCUCCACGCAUGCGGAAGCGAAUGUUGCCUAUCGCAGCACCGAGGCGGUGCUCAACAAUCGUUUCAUCAAAGUCUUCUGGCACAACGACAACAACAGCAGCGGUGGCGUUGGCGGCGUUGGCAACAGCAACGCCAACAACAACGAGGCGGGCAAUUUGAAUGUGAAUCGCAAGAGUCAAUAUCAUUUGCAUAAUGUGCCCGCAGUGCCAACGCCGAAUGCAGAUAGCGCCAAGAUCAGUAAUAAUGGCAAUCUGACCACGCCUCUUGGCGAGGCAGGCAGCACGAACAACAACGCAGCAGGCAUUACGCCCACAUCCUCCGAUCAAGCUUUGGCCAGCACAGCAGCGCCAGCUUCGAUGCGGUUAAAGCUCAAUACGAGCGCAGCGGCAGCGGGCAACGCGGCAGCGAAUGGUGCUGCUGCACGUGGACUGACACCUGCAGCAAAUGCAGCGAGUAUACGGAAGAAACAGGAGGAGCAGCAGAAGGCGAUGCAUCAGCUAGCCAAUGGACUGCGUAAGCGGAAGCAGGAGUUGCUGCAGAGCUAUGUGAAACAAAUGAAAACAGCACUGGAACUAGUCGAACGCAUGGAUCUGCAGGAUGUGCAACGUGCACCGACGCUGGAGACGAUCAAAGUGCUACAGGCGACCAUUGACAAGUUGCGCAAGGAUGUGCAUGCCGAUCAGGAUCAGUUGCAGGCGCAAAUUCAACAGCAACAACAACAGCAGCAGCAACAACUGCAACCGCAGGCCGUUGAGAAAACCAAAGAGCAACAGAAGAAGGAGCUGCUCGACAUGGAACUGGAGCUGAUUGCUCAGCAGCAGGAGGGUAAUGAUACAACUGCCAUACAGAAGCGGCUUGAGGAGCUGCAGCGCACGCUCUCCGGCACAGGAGGCGGACCUCUUGGUACCGCCGGCGGCGGUGGCACAAAACCAGCCGGAGGAGGUGCACGAAAGCGUGCCACUUUCCCCGAAGGAUCCACCCGCGUAGAUCGACGGCCCAAAGCAAUUGUCGUUACCGGUUUUGCCGCUGAAGAGGCCGAUUUUGUGCUGGGUCACUUUAAGCAUUUCGGCGAGAUAUCUAAGCACGAUGUUGACCGUGAAAUUCCACAAUUGAUACUCUCAUAUGCCACACGCAUCAAUGCGGAACAAGCUGUGCUCCGUGGCAAAAUCUAUAAAGACAAGCGUCUGCAGAUAUCCUGGGCACCUGUAGUGACGAAGCCAGCAGCUGUACCAAUGGGCGCACCGGCGGAUAAGUUGGCCAGCUCUAUUAUUUCACCUCUUUCGAAUGCUUCUGGUGACAAUCCGAAGCAAUUGAUGCAGUCGGUAAGCGAAAGUGAGUCGCUGUUGGGAAGCGAUACACUGCCAGAGCUUCGUCUGGAGGAUGAAGAGGAGGACGAGGAGUCUGAAGAUCGUUCCUGGCGCCGUUGAUGCAACGCCCCGCCGCGCUCCUCCUAGUGCGGGGUGGCAAGCUCGAUGUGGCUCAUAAUCGUUAGGCAAAGGCAAAGCAUUAUUGUAUUUCUAUUUGUUGUUAUUCUAUAUCUAAAACUGCGCGUAUGCAAAACAAAAGUAACAUUGUUAAUUGUAUACAACGCAUCCACAAAACAAACAAAACACAAAAAACAAGCGCUAACAUUGUAAACAAAAAGGCAAAAAACAGCAUGCCCCUCAAAAAAAAGAAUGGAGAUUUGCAACUGUUUGUGUGCAGUUCUACUGCUAAUCCUAAAGGAAAUUCAACCGUAAUGGUCUUAAAUUAAACGCUCUUACUAUUACUAAUAUUUACCGAAUAUAAGUUAUAUAUUUGUAUGUAUUGUAUAUGCUUAUACAAUUGUAUAUCGCAUUCGAUAAACGAAUGGAUUUAGGGUUUAGACUAAGCGCCCAUUUAUAGUCCAUAAAUAAUUACAGGAGCAACAAUAAGCAACACCAACAGAAGAGAACAUGAGAGAGGAAUCUGGAUCAAAAUCAACACCAACAACAGCUACACAAUUAUGCGUGUGUUAAAAAUGCAGCUAAUGCAUUGAUUAAGCAUCUUAUAUUAGGUACUUCUUUGUAUUUACAAUUUUUUCCCCUGCUAUCCUUUAUGUUCAGUUAAACAAACAAACAAAACAAAAAGAAAACAAAAAACGAAAAACAAACAAAAAAUUACUAAACAAAAAAAUGGUAAAACAAAACAAAUCAAAGUAAAAACAAACAAAAAACAUAGCAACGUGAAUACAAGAGCAAGUUAUAUAGAGAGUAUAAAAAAUAAAGUAAA